Messenger RNA from Hyaloscypha bicolor E, 3802 nucleotides. RefSeq lists its product as uncharacterized. Lineage: Eukaryota; Fungi; Ascomycota; Leotiomycetes; Helotiales; Hyaloscyphaceae. The record is from RefSeq and is a predicted model, not a curated record. Gene Ontology annotation, molecular function: ATP binding; metal ion binding. Bases 1 to 3756 code for a protein of 1251 amino acids. The transcript has 13 exons.
AUGGAUGCCGACACAGGAAAAGAAGUAAAGAUGGACUACAGGUUCUCACACAUAAAGAAGGUGCUCGUUGCCAACCGAGGAGAAAUUGCAGUUCGCUGCAUCCGAGCUUGUAAGAAAGUCGGAGUCAAAAGCGUUUCAACUUAUACUGAAUCUGAUUCCACCUCAUUACACGCUUCACUCGCAGAUGAAAACAUUCUUCUGCCCGGAGAAAAUGCGAAUGGUUAUUUAGACGCAGAUGAAAUUUUGAAGACUUGCAAACGUCUGAAUGUUGAUGCAAUCAUUCCCGGCUACGGUUUCCUCAGCGAAGAUGCACCUUUUGCCCAGAAAGUCGUGGAUGCGGGUAUGGUGUUUGUUGGGCCGAGUCCGGAGUCCAUGACAGAGAUGGGACAGAAGCAUCGUGCGAGAGACCUGGCUGUUGCUGCUGAUGUCCCCGUGGUGCCGGGCACUGAGUUACUGGAGUCAGAGACGGCGGCUCUAGAGGCUGCGAAGAAGCUCGGGUUUCCGAUCAUGCUGAAAGCAACUGGAGGCGGUGGUGGAAUGGGGCUACAGGUGUGCCACAAUGAGGAAGAAAUCUCUGCUGCAUUCAAGAAAGUGAAGAGCAGGGGAGAGACCUUGUUCAACAAUUCAGGGGUAUUCCUCGAGAAGUAUUAUCCUGAGAGUCGUCAUAUUGAGGUUCAAAUCUUUGGCAAUGGCACCGACGUUGUUCAUUUCGGCGAACGAGAAUGCAGCAUUCAAAGACGGCAUCAGAAAGUCAUAGAAGAGUGUCCCAGUUCCUUCGUCCAGAGGCGACCAUCCAUGCGCGAAAAAUUGGCCAAAUGUGCUACCGCUUAUGCUUUGCAACUGAAGUAUAAGUCAGCUGGCACGAUCGAGUUUCUCGUCGAUGACAAUACCGGGGAUUUCUUCUUCCUGGAGAUGAACACUAGGCUCCAAGUCGAGCAUGGAAUUACUGAGCUUUGUUACGGCAUUGAUUUGGUAGCGCUCAUGCUGCAGCAAGCGGACUGCGAGAAAGGAGGGAGGACGGGUCUUUCAUCCGAAUACUUGCACUCGCUGCAGAAAGAUGGUCCAGACGGAGCAGCAAUCGAAGUUCGAGUGCAUGCUGAGGUACCUUUCAGAAAUUACGCACCGAGCCCUGGACUUUUGCAGUAUGUUGAGUGGCCGGCAGGAGAUGGGAUUCGGGUGGACACAUGGGUGAAGACGGGCCAACGGAUUGCUCCUUUCUAUGACCCCUUAAUUGCCAAAGUCAUGGUUCGUGCUAGCGAUCGCGAUGGGGCGAGCAAGAAGAUGACUAGAGUCUUGUCUGAAGCCAAACUUCAAGGCCCCCCAACAAAUCUCCACUUUCUGCGAGAUGUUGUCGCAUCAAAUUCCUUCCUCGAGGGAGAUACGUUGACGAACUUUCUUGAGACAAAAUUCAAGUACGAACCUUGUGCGAUAGAUGUUCUCUCCCCCGGAUCAUUCACAACCAUUCAAGACUUCCCCGCCAGAGCCACGAGCGGCCACGGAAUUCCGAAGGGUGGGCCAAUGGACAAUGUUUCUUCCAGAAUUGCAAACAUCCUGGUGGACAAUCACCCAGGCACAGAGACACUUGAAAUUACCCUGUCAGGUCCCGAACUUCUCUUCACAGCGCCAGCAGUUUUCUCGGUGACCGGAUCGCCAGUUCCAGUGACUGUUGAUGGCGAGGCACAGCCAAUGUGGUCCAGAGUGAUCAUCCAAGCUGGACAGAAGCUGAAGGUAGGGAAAGUUGAGAAUGGCGGCUGUAGAUGCUAUCUCGCUGUCAAGGGAGGGUUUCCUGAAAUCCCUCCGUACCUUGGAUCUAAAGCCGGUACUCCUAGCCUGGCAUUUGGAGGAACACAAGGACGUCAACUCCAAAUGGGCGACUGGAUCGAGCUCGACCCCUCGACGAAACAAUGGGCUCAAACAUCAAUGCCAUACACCCUUCCCAAAUCUUGCGUCCCAAACUACGAUAUCACAGAAAUAUACUGCAUGCACGGUCCCCACGACUCCGACGACUUCAUGACCACCAAAGACCGCCUAAUGCUUUACAAUACAGCCUGGAAAAUCGGCCACAACUCAAACCGCACCGGGAUCCGCCUCGUUGGUCCGGUUCCAGAGUGGAGUCGAAAAGAUGGCGGAGAAGGAGGCUCGCAUCCUUCUAAUGUCUUCGAUUAUGGAUAUCCGUCGCCGGGAGGGAUUAAUUGGGGUGGUGACUCAGCUGCGAUUUUCUCGAUGGAUAGCCCUGAUCUUGGUGGACUCUUAUGCUCGAGCACCAUCGUUUCAGCUGAUUUGUGGAGAUUGGGUCAGGUAAAGCCUGGUGGAUAUUUGAGAUUGAGGCCGACUACUUUUGAGCAUGCACGUGAGCUUGCCGGUCGUGUUGAGACAUUCAUUGAGGGUAUUCAUGGCCUGGUGGAUGGCAAGUCAGAAGCAGUACCUAGCCUGAAUCUUGAUCUUCCUCCUUCAGGCUUAGAGCACGGGACAUCAAAUGCGAUUAUCAAGAGGAUUCCUGGGGAAGGCGAACGAUUCCAGGUGGUAUACAGACAGGCUGGCGACUCCUUUUUUCUCGUUGAAAUUGGGAAGCAAACUUGUGAUGUCAGAGUCACCUCUCGAAUACGACUCUUGGUUCAAAAACUGGAAGCCUUGAAGCUGAAUUUAGUUAUGAAUCCAAACAUCGGGUCGGUCAUGAUCCAAUUUGACGCGAACGCUAUUUCUCAGAACAAACUCCUCAAAACCGUCAUGGAUCUGGAAGCCUCUAUCGAAUACUCAACGGACAUAAAAAUCCCCUGUCGAGAGAUAUAUCUUCCUGUCGUCUUUGACCAUCCAGAUAUCCGUGCAAGCGAGCAAAGGUACAUGGAGACGAAUAGACCAACAGCUGCAUACCUACCUGACAAUGUAGAAUAUCUCCGAACAAACAAUGGAUACUCCACUCGCCAGGAGGUUUUCCAGACCCUACUCAAAUCCCCGUACCUCAUCGUGGCCGUCGGCUUCUUUGUUGGGACCCCAAUUCUCUUCCCCUUAGAACCGAUGAGCGGUAUCGUAGGCCAGAAAUACAACCCCACACGAGUCUCAACACCUGGCGGGACAAUCGGUAUGGGCGGGUCCCUCUUCGCCAUCUACCCUCUCGAAGCGCCAGGCGGAUAUAUGCUCUUCGCCCGAACCAUGGAGUGCUGGGACACCUUUGGAAAUGGCCCUAGCUUCACGCCCACUCGGCCCUGGCUCUUCGAGCCAUUCGACAUCGUGCAUUACCACGAAGUCAGCGUCGCCGAAUACGACAAGUUAAUGCUUUCUUACAAGCGCGGAGAAUACAAGUUCGAUAUCCGGGAAGGGGUCUUCAGUCUCCAUGAUGUGUAUGAGAUUUUUGAGAAAUCGAAGACAGACCCCAAAGUUAUGGCGUUCAGAGAAGGGCAGAGGCAAGGAGUCGAGCAAAAUCUUACCCUAGAGAAGAAGCUAUAUGGAGAGUGGGUUGCUGAGCAAGAAGCUGAGAAGAAGAGGGAUGCGGAGAGGGUGAAGGAGAUGAUGGAGGCGGAGCCGUCAAUUACAAUUGACAGCCCAAUCGAUGCGAAUGUGUGGAAGGUGUUGGUUGAGGUGGGUGAUGUGUUGAAGGAGGGACAAAUAGUGGCAAUACUGGAGGCAAUGAAGAUGGAGAUCAAUGUUUUGUGUACAGAAGAAGCGGGAGGCACAGUGGUCGAGGCGAUUGCGAGUAAACCCGGAACUGUAGUAAGUCCAGGAGCCUGGAUUAUAGUUGCGAAGAUAGAUGAGAAGUAGCUGCUUGUGGAUUCUUUCCAACGAAGUCUUCCGAGUUCGAACCCCC